Molecule: messenger RNA, 1190 nt
Organism: Alnus glutinosa
Lineage: Eukaryota; Viridiplantae; Streptophyta; Magnoliopsida; Fagales; Betulaceae
Product: formin-like protein 14
Exons: 4
Coding region: 525-1190 (221 amino acids)
Source: RefSeq, a predicted model, not a curated record
CCAUCGAUUGUACUCAUUAUAAAAGAAUGUUAUAGUUUCUUCUAGUGUCUUUUUGAAAUGACAUAAAUGUAAUAAAAAAAAUUAAAAAAUUGUAUCCAUGUCAUCCAAAAUUGUAAUAAAACUGGUUGUACUCAUUAUAAGAGAUCCUCUAAUGCCUCCCCCUGCCACUUCCAAUAGGGGUUAUUUACCUCCUCCUCCACCCCCUCCUCCACCUCCUAGUCUCUCACAUAAAGCUUCUUCUACACCACCUCCUCCACCCCCACCGCCGCCCCCUUUCAAUUCAUCUAAGGUUGCACCACUAGCCCCUUCACCUCCCCCUAGUCAACAAUCUUUUGUGCCACCCCCACCGCCCCCACUGCCACCGCCACCACCAUCCUCAGGAAGUGCAAUUAACAAAUUUCAACCACCACCGCCACCACCUCCGAUGCCAAAACUGUCCCCUUCGUGUUCAACAUCUAAUCCUACUUCUGUUCGUGGGGUACCGCCUCCACCACCUCCACCUCUAACAAGUGGGAACCCUGGUAAUGUUUGUCGGCCACCACCACCUCCACCACCUCCAGGACCUGCACGGCCAGGUUCAAUUGUGCCUCCUCCACCACCAGUUUCCUGGUGCUCCUACACCACCAAGUCGUGGUGCAACACCAGCUCCUCCCCCGCCUCCUAGAGCUAAAGGCUCUAAUGCACUACCGCCACCACCUCCGUUAGUUGGUAAGGUGAAAGCUUCUUCGGGGCCAUCAAGUCUUGGAAGAGGUCGAGGUGCUGGUAGCACUACUCUUGCCCCUAAGAAAUCUUCACUAAAGCCCCUACACUGGAUAAAAGUUACUCGUGCGAUGCAAGGGAGUUUAUGGGCUGAUUCUCAAAAACAGGAAAAUCAGUCAAGUGCCCCUGAAAUAGAUAUUUCAGAGCUUGAGAGUCUGUUCUCAGCUGCCUCUGCUACGGAUGGGAGUGGCACUAAAGGUGGAGGUCGACGUGGUUCUAACAUGAACAAACCUGAGAAAGUGCAACUGGUUGACUUGCGUAGAGCGUAUAAUUGUGAAAUAAUGCUCUCAAAAAUAAAAAUUCCUUUGCCAGAUAUGAUUACAUCAAUGUCAAAGUUUUUCAAAGUGAUGUCUAAACUUUGUCAUCUAUUGACAACAUUGCAUGGUCUUACCGUUGAGCAUUCAGCUAACCUUGAUUGUGUGUUAGCAUAA